CAGGAAAGGAUUAAAGUGGCCUUGUAAACCUCGCUCUUUCCACUCUGUAUCUUCCUCUGCUCUCUCCUCUUAAGAUCAUUCCUCUCUCUCCUUCGAUCCCCUUAAAUACAUCUACCAAAUUCCGUUUCUCUCUGCAAUUUAAAACUCUGAAGAAAAACCACCUCAGAUUAUGAGGUGAGGGAGAGUGAUGGUGGAGUGGUGGUGGAGUGUGGUGGCUGCGGCCAUCCCUGCUGUGGUUGCAGGGCAGGCGGUGAGAAGAGUGGGAAAGAAGAAAGCUGAGGAGCUGCGCAUCAAGGCGGUGGCUUCUGGCAGCGGCGUCGGGAGAGAGAAGAGCUCUGAAGAGGUCUUCUUUUGCGAGAGAGUCUGCACCUCGAAGCGGAUGCUCAAGAGGGUUGGGGCCUUCUCGAAGGAUCCCACCCCUGAUACCUGUGUCACAGUUUGUGGGGUUUCUGAGCUCGAUGCGUGUGCUGAGGCCUGUGCGCGUACGGUUUGUGUCAACCAGCACCAUGUCCCUAAUUGGAAUGAUAUUUGCCUUCGCAGAUGCCAGUCCGAGUGCCUCAAGCUCCCUUCGUAGUGUGGUUCCUCAUUUUGUGAUUGGGAUGUAUCCAGUUCAGUUAUGUGAAUGUGAUAUACUGCCAUGAGUGUGAGGAGAUCAGUGGAAUUAUCUCAUGCCAAGGAAGAGUCAGUAUUGAGGAAAAUUCGGUGGAUUAUUACCAAGAUUUUCUUGUCGUGCACUCUAUAGACCCUCCAAUGCGUAAUGAAUUCCUGCUUCAAUCUGUUUACAGUAUUUUUUAUGCAUACAAGCAAAAUGAGAUAAGUGGAACAUCACUCUGAUGUAGAGUCAUCUGCCUGUUUUCCAAUUCAUUGCUUUAAUGUUUUUUACAAUGCCUCUAUUGUUUCUAGAUUUUUAGUUUCUAGGAUGUGCUUCCUUUAAUAUGGCCCUUCUCUCAUUGUGGCUGUCAUAUAUUCAAAUUCUCUGUUUAUUACUUUUACUUUGACGGUCUUGGUUGAUGA
This is a messenger RNA of Amborella trichopoda, 1014 nucleotides long. Its product is annotated as thionin-like protein. The record is from RefSeq and is a predicted model, not a curated record. Lineage: Eukaryota; Viridiplantae; Streptophyta; Magnoliopsida; Amborellales; Amborellaceae.